Molecule: messenger RNA, 3793 nt
Organism: Gracilinanus agilis (Agile Gracile Mouse Opossum)
Lineage: Eukaryota; Metazoa; Chordata; Mammalia; Didelphimorphia; Didelphidae
Gene: ZNF48
Product: zinc finger protein 48
Exons: 3
Coding region: 1130-3019 (629 amino acids)
Biological process (GO): regulation of transcription by RNA polymerase II
Cellular component (GO): nucleus
Molecular function (GO): DNA-binding transcription factor activity, RNA polymerase II-specific; RNA polymerase II cis-regulatory region sequence-specific DNA binding
Source: RefSeq, a predicted model, not a curated record
CCUCCCUUUGUCUGUCUCUGCCCAGCCUCUCCUUCCCUCGAGUCUCUAGUUUUUCCGACUGCCUCUCGGUCUCUGUCUCCCUCUCCCCUAUUGUCUCUGUCUCCACCCAGUCCCUGGCUCCUCUUUCCUAGUCUCAGUUUCUCUGCCUGCCAGUCUUUCUGCCUUUCGAUCGGUCCGUCCGUCUCCCUCUGCCUCUGAGCCCCACCCCCUUCCCCCGGUCCUGGGUCUAGUUUGUGUUUGUCUCUUGUUUCCUUUGUCUCUGCCCCGCUCUCUUCCUGGACUCCUCUAUCUCCCGCUCCCCAACCUUAUCUCCCUUGAUUCUCCUCCCUUCCCUCCCCCACUUUCCCUAUCUCUAGGUCCCCGUCUCCUUUUGUCUCUUUCCUCCCAGUUUCUCGGGCUGUCUCCCAGUCUGCCUCCCUCUCCCUUAGUCUCCCUGUCUCUCUCCCAUCUCUCUGCUUCUUUCUCUCCCUGGGUCGGGGUCUCUCGGCCCCGGCUAGCCUGCCGGUUCUCCAGCAGGGGCUGAGCCAGGCGGAGAGACCGAAGGAGAGUGCCCGUGCCCCCACCCCCAAGGCCGGCAGGGCCUGGAGCUCCUCCCCACCCCCUCCCCGUCCAGCUCCUGUUCCCGUGGCGGCACUGCGAGAGUGAAUCGGUUAAUACCAUCGAGUUCGGACCACCACCGGGGCCUAGAGGGACCCCUCGAGAGGCGGAAGACCAUUUCCGGACCCCUCCCUCCGUCGGGUGGAUCGCAUCCUUAACCACUGAGCUCAGCCCCUGGCCUGGUUAACACCAUCGAGACAGCCCGACUCGUCCUUCUAGAGUGGCCCCAUCGCCGAGAGGAGGCCGCUUCCGCUUCCCGUCCCCGCCCCUACACCUGGCUCUCAGCCUCCCUGGACGCCUGGGUCCCUAGUUCCUCCCUCUCAGUUCAGACCUCCGGGGCCUUGGGCCCAGUAGGGCUGCCCGUUCAUUGACUCCUGCGAGCUUCCCCCUUAGCCGGGGGCGGGGACCCGAAGGAAGGACAACCCCCCCGUCAGGGGGGGGGGGGACGGAGAGCGAAGCGGCGGGAUCGCCGGGCUCCGAGGGAGGCCUCAAGGGAGCGUUCGAAGGCCACGCCGAGGAUAUCCUCCCUGGGAUGGAGCAAGGGGCUGAGCCAUGGGACCCAGAUCUUCAAGGCUCAGAGGAGAGGGGGCUCCUCAGAAGCACCCACACAGGUGAAGGUAUGGGGAAUGAGAUUGAAGAAGAGCACCCUCAGCAUGGUGGUCUGGAUUUUGAAGAUGACCCUCAACAGGUAUCUGGCCUGGGGUUCAAGGAAACUCGAGAUGUGGCUACAGGACGGGAUGAAGGAGAUAGCACCAUCAAAUUAGAACCAGAUGGGACCUGGGAAGCUUUAUGGGCAAGUGCAGGCCAUGGGAAACCCCGUUCUCGAGUUCCCAGACCUCUUUCAGAAACACGGAGGGUCCAGGUUGGGGAGAGGGCACCUGUGUGUGGUGAAUGUGGGAAAAGUUUCCGGCAAAUGUCAGACCUGGUGAAACACCAGCGCACACACACAGGUGAGAAACCCUACAAGUGUGGGGUAUGUGGUAAGGGUUUUGGGGACAGCUCAGCACGAAUCAAGCACCAGCGAACACACAGUGGUGAGAAGCCAUACCGGCCCCGCCCACCAGCACCUGGCCCCCCUCGGACUCCAAGACCUCGAAUUCCUGCUGGGGAGCGCCCCACUAUUUGUGGCGAAUGUGGCAAGAGCUUUCGUCAGAGCUCGGACCUGGUGAAACAUCAGCGCACACACACAGGUGAGAAGCCAUACAAAUGUGCUGUCUGUGGCAAGGGCUUUGGGGACAGUUCAGCCCGCAUUAAACACCAGCGGACGCACAGGGGUGAACGGCCUCCACGCACAGUAGCAUCUCGGCGAGUGGCCCGGGCUACUUCCUCCAUCCCACAGGGUUCAGCAGCUGGACCUAGGGAUAAGCCCCACAUGUGUCCUGAGUGUGGGAAGCGCUUUGUAUUGAGCUGCAGCCUCCUUAGCCAUCAACGCAGCCACUUGGGGCCCAAACCAUUUGGAUGUGACGUAUGUGGAAAGGAGUUUGCCCGUGGAUCAGACCUUGUAAAGCACCUGCGUGUGCACACAGGUGAAAAGCCCUAUCUGUGUCCAGAAUGUGGCAAGGGUUUCGCUGACAGCUCAGCUCGUGUCAAGCACCUUCGCACACACAGUGGUGAGCGGCCCCAUGGUUGCCCUGAGUGUGGCCGAACCUUUAGCCUUGGCUCUACCCUCUUGAGACAUCGCCUCACCCACCUAGAACCACAGGCCUUUGGGGUUCAUGGGUACCCUUUGGCUCUCCACAGUCCCAGCCCACCCCCUAGCUCAAGUCCUCUGCCUAUUCCCCAUGGCCCUAGUCCCCCACUUGUCCCACGGAGUCCUCCCCAUCCUGGUGAGGGCCCUUUUGGAUUCCCUGGUCUAGAGCCAGAGCCAGAGGGUCCUCAGGUUGGAGAGCCACCCCCUCCAGCAGUGGACAAGCCCCAUAAGUGUCCUGAGUGUGGGAAGGGGUUCCGUCGAGGUUCAGACCUGGUAAAGCACCACCGUGUGCACACAGGGGAAAAGCCCUACCUGUGCCCUGAAUGUGGGAAGGGCUUUGCUGACAGCUCAGCCCGUGUUAAGCAUCUGCGUACCCACCGAGGUGAACGAGCCCGCCCAGCGCCAACCCCCCCAGCAGCCCUCCUUCGGCCCCACAACCCUCCUGGCCCAGCAGCCCCUGCUCCUCGGCCUCGGGGCAGGCCCCCUGGCACAAGCCGGACUCAUACCUGUGGGUACUGUGGGAAAGAGUUCCCUCGAAGCUCAGACCUGGUAAAGCAUCGACGUACUCACACAGGCGAGAAACCCUACAAGUGUGCAGAGUGUGGCAAGGGCUUUGGAGACAGCUCAGCCCGCAUAAAGCACCAACGUGGGCAUCUGGCACUACGGCCAUAUGGGGCAGGGGCCAGUAGAGCUCGGCCCCCCAAGGCAGAGCUGGGGACUGGACUAGAGUGAUGGUACUAGAGAAAUGGGUCUGGAAGGGGGAUGGGAGGGAAUCUGCUGCUGCCUGAGGUGGGAGAAAGGGAAGUGAUAACCGCAGAGUAGGGAAAAGGAGAGUCAGGCAGAGAGCCAGAGAGGAGGAGAUAGGGAGUGUGUUGGCCCCAGGUGUAGGGGCUUUCUAACCCCAUGGUUCCCCAAUUCCUUGCUGGUGACAUCCAGGUGACAUAUACUACCACAGUGGAAGACCAGUGUGGGAAGUGUCUUCUAUGCCAGCUAUUGGUGGGACUUGGGCUUCUAUGUCUGAGCUUUUCCUCUGAACAGGUUAGCUGGGGCUGAAUUAGAAUAGUGUUCCAGUGAAGCCAGAUCAGUCCUUGAGUGGACCAGCGUAUUUGGUCCACCCACUUCAACCAGCCACCAAGCAACCUCCUGAUCUUAGAUGAAAGGGGACCUGAUGAGAUUGUGGAAAUAGCAGAACCAGUCUAGCCCAUGACUGGAGAACCAACACAUCACUCGUGCCGCUGAUGGAUUUGUAGUCAUUUUCAUGUAUAUGAUGAAGAUUAGCAGAAUGCUCAAGCCUCAGUUCCCCAGGACAGAAGAGGGCAAGGUGGCAAGAGGUGGAAAAAGUAUACUGGCACCGGGGGAGGGGCCUAGCAAUGUGAAUGAACCUUAAAAAGAGAACUCUAACCCUUCCCCAUCCCCCCAAAAAGGCUAGGUAGGCAAUAAGGGUUUUAUCUCUGGGAUCUCUGUUGGCACUAUCUCAUCUCCAAUAAACUGUCUCUUGUCUUGAAA